Molecule: messenger RNA, 1472 nt
Organism: Opisthorchis viverrini
Lineage: Eukaryota; Metazoa; Platyhelminthes; Trematoda; Opisthorchiida; Opisthorchiidae
Exons: 10
Biological process (GO): signal transduction
Cellular component (GO): cytoplasm
Source: RefSeq, a predicted model, not a curated record
UUUCAGGGUACCCUAGCUCCACUGAAGCCGGUAUUUCUUACCGUCCAUGACCUUGGAUGUAAUCACUAUCAAUACGAAGAUUUCGUCGCAAACCCCAAAAUGACCCCGUUCAUGCAACGGGCCGUAUGGCUUCACAUAGAUCUACCUGGACAAGGCGACGGGGAAGAAGAACUACCUGCCACAAUCAAACAAUUGGUUCUUUUUGGCGAGGGAGCCGGAGCAAAUAUCCUGGCACGUUUUGCAAUCAUGUACGACAACUUGGUCCUUGGCGCAAUUUUAAUUCAUUGUACUGCAGCGUCGGCAUCUUUCGCAGAAGCCAUCAAAGAUAAGCUGAUAAACUGGAAACUGAACUUAUCAGGGAUGAACGCGGCGACUGAAAGUUUUCUUAUUCUGCACCGCUUUGGGCCUAUAAUGGAUACGGAUAGUGAGGUGGAACUUCGAAACGCGGUCGAGAACUUUCGGCAAAACUUGCGUCAUUCAAUCAACCCUAAGAACCUUAAUAGGUUUAUCUCAUCCUAUAUGCAGCGAAAAACUUUGACUGACAACCUAGCUGGACUUAAAUGUCCCGUUUUGUUAAUUACCGGUUCGUUGUCUUCACAACGUCGAGCCUGCCGACAGCUCUUUGAGGACCUUCAGAGAGCGCAAAAGCACGCGGAAGGUCGUUUAACUACACGCGAAUUUUUUGUCAUCGAUGGGGUUGCAAAUGUAAUAGCAGAACGCCCGGACAAAGUGAUAACAAGCAUGCAGUUUUUCCUGCAAGGAAUCGGACUUUUGAGCAAUUUGCAAAUGCAGAAAACGCCACUGCAACUUAAUCGGCGCAUGUCAAUGGAAGAUUACGAUCGGCCUCUGGGCAAGCUACACUUUGUCAACCGUUUGUCACAUCGUUUGUCCGAAGAAACGGAUUCCUAAGGAGGAAAUCGCAAAGCGAGCGACCGUUUGCAUGCACAGCUAUCUGAACUACUGCGACUUCACAGCAUAGCCUUUUUCGCUGUAGAAAAACAAAUGAGCAAGUUUAAAGUUCGUAAAAACAUUUUGAUAUUUUCCAUGAACAGCUUAACGAGUAACUUUACGCGAUUUUAAUCAUUUUUGGUCCGCUGGUUUACUUCUUAUGACCUUAAAGGCCUACAAGUCUCCCCUCCCAAGCUCCUGACAAAACUCCGAAUAACUCAAUUACAGUUGUGCAUUUCGUAACCCUUCGUGUGUCUGCUUGAAUACUCCUCGUCUCCUUCUGUAGACCUCCAUGUAACUGAAGCAUUUCAAGUGACAUUCUAUUUUCAUUCUGUUCACGAUCCAGUACCAGUUGAUCUGGCUGAAAUGUGACCGAUGCGAUGAAGUUGAUUCUUGAUUGUUAACUUAAUUAAAGAAACUGACAAGCGUUCAGCCAGCAUUUUUCUACUGGCUAGAUUAUGUAACGUUUGUCGUUGUCAAUUGUGUGGCUCCAUCUACAAUAAAUAAACAAUUAACAAGGUCUG